GACGAUAAUAAAAAAUAUUUAGCCCAGCCCUCGGUUUCCUGUCGCUGAAACCAUUACCAGUCUGCAAGAUAAUCUGACACCCCCAGAUUACUAAAUUUAUGCAGUUUAUAAAGCUGCAUUUGGUCACUUUUAACUCCCCCCCCCUUUCCCAUGUCUCCCCCACUGCCUUCCCAUUGCCUGUUUUCGAUUGUCAGCUCCUAGGGAGCAGGGACCGGUUUGUUUCUGCGCAUGGAUCUCUGUAGGACAGCACCCACGCUUGGUGUGUUGACAAUGAGGAGAAUGCGGAAGAGGAAUGUGAGGUUUGAACCUGCGGCUUCCCUUCCCGGCUACUGUGAAGAUGACUCACGUUACUGUGUUGCAACAACUCAUGCAUAAAUUGGUCUAGUUGGCUAAUUGGGAGUCUGCAGGUUACAAAGGAGCCAUGUAUUUAGGAAGUCACCGGGUCACCCAAGGUGAUCUGGAGUUUUAGGUAGGCGAGCGAGCGGGGCUGGCAUAGAUUCCUGUGUCUCUCCUUCGCCAAGCCCCUUGUUUUCCAUGCAUGCCCCUUCCUCUAUGACCCGCAUGGAAAGCAGAGGAGAGACAGAUCAUUCCUUUGUCAGUCCCCUUGAUAGAACUUUAAAACCCCGGUUUGCUUAGGGACUAGAAACCUGCAUUCUCAUCAUGGCAGACUCUGAGCCCCUAAGCAGGCCAGUAACUUAUGUGGACUUAUUCAUGAGGCUCUGAUGAAGUUUUUGCUUGUCGGGAGCCCAUCGAUACCCUCAAGGGGACUGGGAUGGCUGUCCAAAACCAGAAAGGGCGAAGGGGCUUCUUCACUGAGAGGGUAAAGACUUGCUUGGAGGGUAAGGGAACAUGGGAAGCCUUUAAGGCAAGCACUCAGGUCCUUGCUUGGGGGCUCUUGUUCCAGUGCAGGAGUGGCCUAAAGAAACUCUGGGGGAAGGCAAGGAAAGUUGGGGCAAUGUCCACCCUCCAUAUUUCCUCCUCUGUUUCUCUCUCCGUGCUGACAGGAUUUGUGGUGGGCCAGGCCGGGCUGUUCCAGUCACUGGCCAUGUUCGUCGUGGCCUAUUUCAUCAUCGGGCUGACGGUUCUGUCGGUGUGUGCCAUCUCCACCAACGGGGCCUUGGAUGCGGGUGGCGCCUACUACAUGAUCAGCCGGGCGCUGGGGCCCGAAUUCGGCGGCAGCAUUGGCAUCAUGUUCUUCUUGGCCAACGUUUGUGCUAGUGCGCUCUACAUCCUGGGGCUGGUAGAGGCGGUCGUGGAUGAUUUUGGAGCCCCGGCAGAGGGCGGCCUUGGCAGCUCUACCCAGGUCCUUCCACGCGGCUACUGGUUUGACCUCCUCUACGGCACAGUCCUGCUCUUCCUCUGCCUGCUGGUCUGCCUGGUGGGCGCUGGCAUCUACGCCAAGGCCACCUUCCUCAUCUUCCUGAUCGUCAUGCUGGUGCUGGGCACCGUCUGCCUCAGUUUCUUCGUGGUGGCCCCCCGCAAGGUGAAACUGCCCCCAGGCAUCGACGGCAACGGCACGGAGCCGGGCAACGCCUCCUUUACGGGCUUCAAGCACAGCACCCUCCAGGCCAACCUGUUUGCCGACUACAGUGUGGAUUACACCACGGGCCGCCUGAUGAGCUUCAGCACCGUCUUUGCCGUCAUGUUCAACGGCUGCACAGGAAUCAUGGCAGGUUCCAACAUGUCAGGGGAUCUGAGGCGGCCGAGCUACUCCAUCCCACGAGGCACCAUCACAGCUGUGAUCUUCACCUACAUCGUGUACAACCUGUUGGCUUUUCUGCUGAGCUGCACCUGCGACAGGCUCCUCCUGCAGCGGGACUACAGCUUCCUGAGGGACAUCAACAUCUGGCCUCCGUUCGUCAUCAUUGGCGUCUACUGCUCGACUCUGUCGGCCGCUAUGAGCAACCUGAUUGGGGCCUCCCGAAUCCUCUACGCCUUGGCCAAGGACGACCUCUUUGGCAAAGUGCUGGGGCCGGCGAAGCGGACUUCCCGUGACGGAAACCCCUGGAUGGCUGUGAUCUUCUCCUGGAUCCUGGUACAGCUGGUUCUCUUCUCUGGCAAGCUGAACACCAUUGCCGCUGUGGUCACCAUCUUCUUCCUGCUGGUCUACGCCACCGUGGAUUUGGCCUGCCUUGCACUCGAAUGGGCAUCUGCUCCGAACUUCAGGCCCACCUUUCGGUACUUCACCUGGCACACCUGUGUGCUGGGCAUCGGCGGCUGCUUCGUCAUGGUCUUCCUCAUCAGCCCCAUCUACGCCUCGGCCAGCGUGGCCUUCAUGGUGGUUCUCCUCGUGGCCCUCCAUUACCUCUCCCCCAGCAGCAGCUGGGGCUACAUCAGCCAGGCUCUCAUUUUCCACCAGGUCCGCAAGUAUCUGCUGAUGUUGGACAUCCGCAAGGAGCACGUCAAGUUCUGGCGGCCGCAGGUGCUGCUGAUGGUACGGAACCCGCGGACGUCCCUGCAGCUCAUCAGCUUCAUCAACGACCUCAAAAAGAGUGGCUUGUAUGUGCUUGGCCACGUGGAGCUGGAUGACUUGGACUCCCUGCCUUCUGACCCCUUGCCGCACCAGUCUGACUCGUGGCUGCAGCUUGUGGACAGGCUGAACAUCAAGGCCUUCGUCAACCUGACCCUUUCGGACUCCAUCAGACAUGGCACCCAGCAGCUGCUCUUCAUCUCUGGCUUGGGAGGCAUGAGGCCCAACACCAUCGCUCUGGGCUUCUACGACGACGCGACCUCGCAGGACUGCCUCUCCCAGCACCCGGCCUUCAGCAGUGGGGAGGAGGUGGCCUGGCAGAACUUCCCUCCACCAUGGACACCGGGGACGCCGAAGCGCCUCUCUCCCUGGGAAUACGUGGCCAUCAUCGCGGAUGCCCUCAAGAUGCAGCGCAACGUCCUGCUGGCGCGCUCCUUCGAGGAGCUAAAGCCGCCGCAGGAGCUGGGGUGGCGGGCACAGCCCCUCAUCGACGUCUGGCCCAUCAACCUGCUGCGCCCCGACAGCGCCCACUACGUCAACACCUGCAGCCUCUUCCUGCUGCAGAUGGCCUGCGUCCUGGCCAUGGCCCGGGCUUGGCGCCGCGCCCGCCUGCGCCUCUUCCUCUGCAUGGAGAGCGGCGCCCGCCCCCGGGGCCAGGAGGACAAGCUGCGGCAGCUCCUGAAGGACCUGCGCAUCCAGGCGGACAUUCACACGGUGCUGUGGGACGGCGCAGUGGCCCUCCACUGGCACCGCCAGCAGGAGGUGGCCGGAGACACCGACGGCCUCGGCUUCCCCGGGAACGCGGCGCGAGUGACAGACGAGUACCUGGGCGCCGUCAACCAGCUCAUCCUCCAGCAGAGCUCCGCCCCCACCGUCCGCUUCCUCUACUUGCCCCACCCCCCAGCGGACACCAGCCUGUACGGCAGGUACUUAGAGCAGCUGGAGGUGCUCACUCGAGGGCUGGGCCCUACGCUGCUGGUGCACGGGGUCAGCGCUGUCACCAGCACCGAGCUCUAGGUUGGGUGCUGCGCAAGGUCGACACGAGCCGUGGCUGGCUGGCUGGCUGAUGCCCCGUGAUGGUCAAGGGUUGGUGAGUGGCAGGGCACCAGAGCGGUGUGGUGUGUCAAGAAGUGAGGACUGGCAGCAGGCUAUGCUGGGGCUGUUCUCUGGGCCCUGCCGGACUGGGCGCGGGUAGCCUCAGCUUCCUCUUUCACCAAAGACUGGGCCCACUUGGGCGCGGGGACCGCAAGACCCACUCCUGGGGCCCAGCAAAGCCGUCCAGGCCAAGAGUAGACUGUUACGUCCUGCAAGGUUCGUCCUGUCAACGCUGGUCCUUUGGAAGGCUCUGUGAGCUCACGCAGAGGGGGGACCUGAGCCAGACCAGAGCAGCAGCAAGCUAGCACUUUGCCAAGUGGCCUCAGAAAAACUCUGCAGCAGCCCCGGUGCCUUUGAUACGUGUAGAAACGGGAGCAAAAAUAAAGAUGGUCCUGAAGGA
This is a messenger RNA of Zootoca vivipara (common lizard), 3965 nucleotides long. Lineage: Eukaryota; Metazoa; Chordata; Lepidosauria; Squamata; Lacertidae. The record is from RefSeq and is a predicted model, not a curated record.